Messenger RNA from Canariomyces notabilis, 183 nucleotides. RefSeq lists its product as uncharacterized. The coding region runs from base 1 to 183 and encodes 60 amino acids. The transcript is spliced from 3 exons. NCBI's taxonomy places the organism in Eukaryota, Fungi, Ascomycota, Sordariomycetes, Sordariales, Chaetomiaceae. The record is from RefSeq and is a predicted model, not a curated record.
AUGGGCCAGCCGUCGUUCCAGGCGUCGAACGCCCUCGUCUACGUAACAUAUGGAGUUUUUCUGGCGGUUGGGACAAGCGUUGCCUGGAAGUUCAGGAACCAGAGCAAAGGAGAGUUCCUGGCAGGCAACAGGACUCAGACGGCUCUGCCGCUCGCCUUGAACUUCAUCGCAUCCGGUGAGUGA